UACUCAUCCCUACAUAUUAUUAAUCACUUACCCUGGUCACGCAAAGUGGAGCAUCUGUCAUUUCAGAGCUGCUCCUGAUAGACGUCUUUUAUCCCUUCCCUUCGCCUCGUGGUCCCUAUCAUCUCGUUGAUCACCCUAUCUACAAGUUUCAAUUGGCACAAGCCUUACCGACAUCCUCAACAUGCGCAGAGUGGCAGUUAUCAUCGGAGCGGGUCCUGGCACAGGAGCCGCUAUCGCUCAGCGAUUCUCAGCGACACAUUCCAUUCUUGUGCUCUCCCGGUCCCUUCCUGGAUCUCUACCCAAGCUCAAUCUGGACACUCCGUCCGACAGACUGCUGGCAGCUACGUCGGAUGGGUCGAAUGAGAGCUUGAAGAAGGCUUUUGAGCUCCUCUCCGCUCACUGGCCCAACUCAACGAUCGACGUCGGCGUCUACAAUACCAACUUCUCCUUCUCUCCCGGUCCAUUCCUCGAGCGGACCGAGGAUCAGCUGCGGACAAACCUUGAAUCCGGCAUCGUGUCCGCCUUCAACUUUUCUCAACACAUCAUCCCUCAUUUCCUCGCCAACGAGCCCAAUGAGACCACCCGUGCUCGAGGGACACUCAUCUUCACAGGAGCUACUAUGGCUCUUCGUGGCGGCGCUCCAUUCAGCACCAUGGCGCCUGCUAUGUUUGCUAGACGAGCGUUGACGCAGAGCCUCGCGAGAGAGUUUGGACCCAAAGGGGUGCAUGUUGUGCAUGCCAUCAUCGACGGCAAAAUUGCACCUCCAAAGGACAGCGGCAGGGAGAUGCCCUCCGAGGCAAUCGACUCGAACGAUAUCGCUCAAAACUAUCUCGACUUGGUCAAUCAACGUGCUACUGCAUGGACUCAGGAGCUGGAUAUCAGGCCGUCGGACGAGUCUUGGUGACCGUGCCCAGCUUCUAGCCGAGCGAUAUGCAUGUGCAAUACCCGCUCGACCAAUUCCGCUGGCACAAUUAUUAAAAAAUUUAAUUAACCUAUUCCGCAACAUCCUCGGGCUGCAUCGGAACCGGGAUGAGUCGAAAUUCCAGCAGUAUCAGCAGGACUACGACCUCAAUGUCAAGCGUUCGACGACGAGCGCCGCGCCGGGCACGCGAUCGUUGUAUCUCAUCGGGCGCGCUCUUAUUCAAGACCGACAGUCCAAUGCGCACACGUCCUCGACUCG
Molecule: messenger RNA, 1180 nt
Organism: Kockovaella imperatae
Lineage: Eukaryota; Fungi; Basidiomycota; Tremellomycetes; Tremellales; Cuniculitremaceae
Exons: 6
Coding region: 182-904 (240 amino acids)
Source: RefSeq, a predicted model, not a curated record